GUCGGAGUCAGCUGCUCCAAUCGCCAAGUUAACUUAACUUGAAGAUCGUUGGCACGGGGGGCCCUUAUCCACGUGAUCCUAAUCAGUUUGUUGUAUGUUUUGUUUCAAUUUGUGCGUCAUGCAGUCGGGAUUGUUAACGCUGUCGACGGUUUGGGCUUUUUGAAGAUGGAGCAAGGUGAUCGGCGGGCGGGCGAUGGCAAUUAGCGGACUGAGUUCGUGUGGCAAGCACCUGAGAAACAUAUUGCCCGAAAAGUGAUUGAUAAUCGUCGUUCGUAACUGCAAACAGAAAUAACAAGACAAGCGAAAUUUGUGUGCCUGAAGCGCUGGAUGCGCCCCUACAUCUGCCUCAUGGAGCUGCCAAUCAACCGACCUGGAAGCGGGAACCUGCUGCUGGGACUCACCUCCGUGGUGGGUCUCAUUGGAGGCGCCUAUCUGCUGCAGUGUGGCGCCCAGCAGCUCUUGGGCAAACUAGCCAAUAAGAAGUGGAGGAAGGAGGAGUCCAGCAGCGAGGAUCACGCCUGCAACGUCUGCUGUGCGGACCUGGAUCUGAGCAGUGCCAAAAACUACGUGACAUGUUGCACCUGCGAAAAAUCGGUUUGCCGCGGGCCUAAAUGCGCCGACUGGCGGCCCAAGGACGCCAAGUGGGAGUGCCAGCUGUGCCAGAGCUCCAAGGAGUCGCUGGCCCACACCUCCUCGUGGGUGGCCGAGCAAAUGUCCUUCAACCAGCAUAAGUUUGUCUAUCCGAUGAGGGCUAGGAGCGAGGUGUAUAUACCGAUUGUGGGCGAUGGCAACGACAGCAGCAUGCAAUUCGAGAGCGUUAGCCAGAUUGGACAAAACGCCCACAUGGACGAACGGGCCAAGAUCCGCGAGUACGUCGAGGAGAUUGUGGCCGAAAUGCUGGGCGGCAAUUUGGACCACGUCAAAGUGGGGCAGCUGUCCAAGAGUGAGAACUACUUGCAACUCUUUGAUAAAUUCCAUGCGAAGCUGAGUAACCUGCUUAUCAAUGUGGAAAACAGUUUGUGCGCGCGUGCGCUCAGGGGAGAUCUGCCGGCCAUCGUAAAUGGCCAUACCAACAAUAGUAAUAAUAAUAAUAACAACAACCAUGCGGACUCCGAGCUGGCCGACCUCUCGCAGACCCGACUGCGCAGUCUCAUCGAGACCAUCAUAGCGGAGACCCUGCGGAGCUCCACCCUCAGCGCCAGCGGAGCCGUCUCGGAGAUCAGCCUGGACACCAGGUCUCACGUCUCCGAUCUGGCCAAUGGAAACGGGCUGAAGCGGCGCCAUCGCACCGAGCACUACUUCGAGCCGAAGAUCUACCAGGAUCUGUUGGCCACAGCGGUGCUAAAUAAGAUUGUGGAUAAGGAAGGGAAUACAAGGCUGGCGGCGGAGAGUACGCCGGACUUGAGUGGUCGCCACAUUGACGAGAAUUUCAAUGCCGAAGCGCUGAGCACCACGUCCGGAAGCUCCAUUGAACCACGGAGUGAUUGCAGCCUCACCGAUCAUGAAAUCGGACUGGAUAAUGGCAAAUCCCAAUCCCUGCAAACGGACUUGGAAAGGGAAUCCGUGCUUAGUGACUAUAUAGCCGCACACAUGGUGCCACUGCCGGACUUUUCAGCAUCCGUCACCGAAUCCGAGGAUGAUAUUGGAUCCAUCUCCUCGGGCAUGAUCGGAGAUGGAAACUGGGAGGACAACUGGCUGUUCAAGAAGAAACGCAGCUCGGCCACUCCGAGCAGCAUUGGCAUGCUGGUGCCGGCACCAAGGGAGAAUGUACGUGCCCAGAUUGGGGAUAAGACCACCGACGAGGUGAGCGAUCUCUCCGAGAUUGGUUCGGACAUCGAGGAGAGCUCUCUGGAUCUGCUGCGAUGCAAUGAUCUCAACGAUCGUCUGCUCAGCAAGCACCUUAUUGGUGGGCAAAACACCAAGAUGGUCCUCGACGAGCUCGUAGAUCGCACCAGUCUCACGUCCCACACAUUGCCGGAGGAGAAUGAGCCCGCAUUCACAGAGACAACCAAUGAGUUUGUGGUAUCCCCGAUGGCCAUGCCUUCUGAUAUAAAGGCGCCUUCUCCGACGCCACCUCCGCCACCAAUGAUAUUCCAGGAUGACUUGUUGAACGAGGAACCAGACCACACUCCCAUCGCAGCCCAAGGCGAAUCCGAGGAGCUGUCCAGCCUCGAUGGCUGCACUGGCUUUAGCACAGUCGAGUACAUCGAUGAGGGCCAGAUGCACGAUACUGUGCCAUCGGUGAUCGAGAUCUUGGCAGCCAUGGCCCUGGGACCCAUGCUAGCUGUUCCGGCAUCUGAACAGCCCGGUGCCAUGACACCCAGUGAGAUGCACACCCUCAAGGAACUGAGUGACUUGGCACUCGCCGAGAUCAAUGCUCGCACCGUGGACCUGGUGCACGCCCACUCACUGGACAUAAUUGAAGAGGAGAACACGGAGCCUUCAGAAACUGGCCCAGAGCAGCACCUUGACUUCGUCCCACAUUCACCGCUCGAAGAGCUUGCAACUACUGACCAAACGGAUGUGCUUCCACCUCCUCCACAAUUAAAGCUUAUAUAUGAGACUGAACCGCCGCCGCCUAUAGAAAUGGACCAAGAUAUCAAUUGUAUGGAACCUCAGUAUACUGCAGCAAUUGUUCCUGAAUUAGAGAUUCCAGGACAGAAUGCGCCUGUGGAAAUUGUUUCGCAGAUGAAAGCUGAUGAUGUUACUCCUCUAGAGUCCGUGCAGAUUGUGCCAGAAAUAACACCUCCUACGGAUAUUGUACCAGAAGACCAAUCUAACGUGGAAUCAAUUCAAGUAGCAUCAACAGCAGAAGUUGUCCAUGUGCCAUUGCCUGUGGAAUCUGGUCCGGAAAUACCAGUGCCCUUUGAAAUCGUCCCAGAUCCCGUGGAUCCACCAGAAGUUAUAAAUUUCGUUUCGCUGGACAUGGAAACGCCAAUGCCUUUGGACUACGAUCCUGAAACUAUAAAACUGGAUCAAGGCCACGUAGCCAACUUGGUUCCAGGUGAUCCCACAGCAAGUUUAUCAGAACGAAUUCCGGAAAUGAUUGCAGACCCCACAGCAGCGGCACUCCCUGAGCCUAGUCCCAUACCUGUCCCAGUGGACAAUGGUACACAAUUGGAUGAACUAGGAACUAUUGAAGAUGAUUCACAUACUACAUCAGUCCCAAUGGAAAGCGUUUCUAUAGUGGAACCUCAAGUGCCUGUGGAAGCUGAUGCCCUAACUCAAUCUGAUCCUGUGAACUUACUAGAGUCGCUGGAUAAUGUAGAGAUUCCACCUUUACCAGGGCCAAUAUGUUCAGAGCCUGCAAAUAUUGCAGCCGAUUCAUCGCUACCUUUAGAAGCCGCAGAGCCCGUGGAAUCAACUCCUAUAGAAGUUGCUACAUUGGAUUCACCACAAUCUGUAGACACGGAACUACCAACGGCCGUGGAAAGUCUAGUCUCAGUAGGAAUGCUUAAAGACGUCGAAUCUGUCGAUGUGAAUGGCUCUGAAACUCUAGGUGUCAGUUUAGGAACUGACUCUAUCGUAGUAACCCAGCCACAAGCUGAAGAAACUGUUAAGCCAUCAGCUUCUGUGGAAAUAGAUUCAGAAAAUCAAACAGUGGCACUAGUUGUCAAUGUUCCAGAAUCGCAAGAAAUUUCAGAAGAAGCCGUAUCGUCAAUUGAAACGAUAAGUCCACCAUUUUCAACUGAAGUUGCAGUUCCAGUAAAGUCCAUUGACGUGGAAACUUUAGAGUCUCCAGGAGCUACAGAACCUGCCUCAGUUGAACAAUCAGAGACCGUGGAUAUUGCUCCGGAAAUACACAAUGUUAACCCAUCUGAGCACUGUGAAUCGGUUCCUGAAGCGAAUGUGAAUAUACCAUCUAUGGAAAUAGUUCCACUCGAAAAUAGCCCGUCCAUGGAAAUUCAAGACGAAUUACCUCAAACAUUGGAAUCUAGUUCAGUGGAUCCCCAAGAAGUACAGCCCGUUGCUGUGGAUCCCUUACCGGUUACAGAAGUUGUUCCAGACGUAGUUCCUGUGGAACCCCCAUCGAUUGUGGAAACUGAUCCAGAAACAAGGGAAAUAGAAAACCUUGAUCCUAUGGAAAUUAAACCUGAUCCAGAAUCUAGCACAAUAGAAAAUCUGACACCUAUCGAUAGCUUAGCUGCAGUAGAGUCCAUCGAUGUGAAAAACCAAAUUAAUUCGUCAAAUCAUAUGGAACAGCAAAACAUAUCAAUAGAACCACAACCGACAGUCCCAAUGGAUACUAUACAGCCAAUUGAAAUUGUACAAGAAGUACCAUGUAACACAGUUGAUUUGAUAGCCACCACUGAAGCUGUUAAUGCUGAUCACUCAGAGCCUGGAGAAGCAGGUCUUAUAAGCGAAGUACUGCAAUUCCAUAGUUCUGGAGGAGAUCUCCCUGAAACGGACUCUCGCGCAAUAGAACCAUUACCAUUGGCACCACCAGCGGAAGUGAUCGAAGUGGUACCCCUAGGAUCUGCAGAAUUGCUGUCACCAUCUGAACCUACUGAAGUAGUUUCUCCAUCUGCUAUUGCAUUACCGGAAAAACCGGAGCCCAUGGAAAAUGCAACUGAAAUUGAAAUUGAGGAAAUGGUAUCCCCAACAUCCGUGGAGAUUGUUCCUACCACAACAGAAGAUUUACACCAAGCUGAAUCCGUAGUGGAGACCGCUCGUCCCGUUUCAGCAGUAGAAGAAGUGAAACCCAUAGAAGAUUCAACAGCUGCUAUAGAUAAGUCACCACAGAUAUCACCUAUUGAAGGAGAACAUUCUCAACAUUCGGAAAAGGAAACACCAGAGUCAGUGGAAGUGGGUCUGGACUCACCAAAUGUGGCUGACGUAAUAACCACGUCGGUUGAAGUAAUUCCUACGUCUACGACAGCUGUGACUACAUCAGAUGGAGCAUCAACCGAAAUGCCUGAACCUCCUAAAAUUUAUUGUGAGACUGCACCUCCAGCAGCUGAAGAAAUUGAACAGAACGAAACUGUAGAGACGCUAUCGGUCUCUGCUGAUACCACACUUCCUGAAGAAAUUGUUUCUCAAGAUGGGAAUCUUGAAGCCUCAGAACAGACAGCAUCAAUAGAUGUUACGUUCCAGGCAAACCUUAACAACAUGGAAUCUAAAGGAUGUGUAGAAGUUGCUGUAGAUGUUCGAGAAUCUAAAGAAGAUGAAACUCUGAUGGAACCCAUCGCAGUAGAUGUUGCAGUACCUGUAGAAGUCGUUCCCCAAUGUGCAGGUGUCGAAUUAGGAGUAUCAGAGCCAGAAGAAGCAACGCCUGCGACAAAUAAUUUAACUUCAGGUGAAAAUCCACCAGAGGAAGUGUCAGAAUUGGUGGAUGUAGAACCAAGGAACCCGCAUGAGGAAAUACAUACAGACUCCUUUGAAAAAGAUUCCCAAAAAAGUUCUGAUGCAGUGGCUUUACAUGAAGAUAAUACGAAAUCCGAGGAAAAAGUGGAUCCCCCACAGGUUGCAGAAGAAGUUGCUCCAGACAUAAUUACCUUAGACCCCCCAUCGCUUGUGGAACUUAGCCCAGAUACACAAGCAAUGGCAAUAGGAAACAUUGCUCCUUUUGAUAUUAUUCUAGAACCAGAAUCCAUCGUAAUUGAGCAACCGGUACCCGUGGUAAAACCAGAGACAAUCGUAGUGGAGAGUGACCCUGAAGCAAUUGAUCAUACAGCGCUAUUGGAACCAUCAGUUUCUGCAGAAGUCCAAGAUAAAGUUGAAUCAGCACAGCAACAAGUUUCAGAGAACAAAUCCGUCGAAGAGGAUUCACUAAAAGUUAGUAUAGGAGAAAGGGGAGAAAUAAUUUCAAUGGAUCCUAUUACGCCUGCAGAUGCGGUUUCUGAGCAGAAUUUCCGCGUUGAGGAUCCAAUAACUUCUACUGAAUCAACCGCAGUUGAAGUAAUAGCUUCUGAAUCCAUCAAUACAGUGGUUGAACCAGUUUCAGUAGCUCAAUCGCCAACUAUUGAAGAUUCAACGCCGGAGGAAGUGACUCAAUGUAGUGCAGUGAAUUCAACAGAUACCGAAGUCGCAUCAGCGGCCCCCAUCCAAGUUGAUCAAAAGAUACAACCUGUUCAUGUCGAACUCGUUUCUCAAAUCGAAGCUAGCGAUCUACAAGAAUCACCAAAAGAUACGGCACAGGUCGAAAGUGAUUCAGUGGAUCAGGCAAUCCUUACGCAAGUUUCAGAGACUGAUUCUAUAGUAGUGGAACCAUCUAGUCCUGUCAAGCAAAGCGAAGAUUCCCAAGGGGAACCACCAGGAAGUGCACAGAAUGUGUUAGACGUAGGACCUGUUGAAAUGGAUCAAUCGGCCCCUGAGGAAGUUCCUGAAACAGACCCUGUCGCAGUGGAACCAUCUGUUCCUGUCGAGGAAGAAGUGAUUGAAGUUAUUCAACCGGCUCCUAAGGAAAUUUCGGAUUCUGUGGAGCGAACCUUAGAUUCUUUAGGAAACACAGAUUUGGUGGCAGAGGCGGAAUCUGUAGACACUCCUGCAGAGAAUGCAGGACCAGAAAUAGGAACAUCCGAGUUGGAGAAGGAGUUGUUGGUAGUAUCGACGACCAUCGAUGAACAACCAUCGGCUGUUUUGGAGCCCUUAGUGUUGAUUUGCCAAGCGGAAUCUACAAAUCUGGAUCAUGAACUACCAGAGAACCUUGUACCUCAAGGACAAUCAGUUCCUGCAUCGUUACCAACUAAUUUAACCAUACAAACACAACCUACGGACUUGGAGACUCAACCAUCUAUGGAACUUAUUCUGCAAACGGAAACUGUGGAUGCAGAAAUGGUGAAACCAGUUGACAUGGGGGAUUCAACAGUAGAUAAGUCGCAGGAAACAGGGGAAAUGGUUUUGAAAUUGGAAAGCUCCAAGUGGGAACCUUUAGAAGCUACUGAGUUAGUCACUAUGGAGCCUAGUUCCGAAACGGAAUCUACCUGUGCAGAUUCCAAAAUAUAUGCUAACUUGGUUCCUCAACUAGACUCAGUUCCUUUGUCUGUACCAACCGAGCUGAGAAUACAACCCGAACCAGAGGAGCCGCAUGCUUUUGAGAACCCCAUUCCAGAAACAGUUUCAAGCUCUGAGGACUUACUAGAACCAGCACAAGUUCUUAUACAAGAAGAUCCUGUCGCUUUGGAAAACCUACCGGGCGUGCCAAUUGUUCCUGAUGUACACGCCCAUAAUUUUGAACCAUCUCCUGUGGAAAUCACUUCUCAAUCUGCGGAUACAAACGCCAUAGUUCCUGUGGAAGUGGAAACUAUUAUGAAACCAGAAACGGAAGCCCCAUCGCCUAUGGCUGUUGAAAGUACUCCAGAUUUAGAAGCUGUAGCAUUGGACACUAAAGAGUCCGUACCUGCAGCACAAGCAAUACCAGUGGAGGUUGUUCCGGAAACAGAACAUCUCACAGAGGAAACCAAAAAUGAGACGGCAAAAAUGGAUGCAGAACCAGCUAGAAUCUCAGUGGAAAUUGUUCAAGAAGAACAACCUCUAUCAUUAGGAAAUAAAAUUCCGGUGGAGAAUGAAACUUCAUCCGCACCGGUUGAAGCUCCUUUCGAUACAGUAUCUAUUCCAGCGAGUGUGGACAGCGUGGAGCAAAAGGAGAGUAACGCUAGUGAAGAACCGCACUUUGGUGAAGAUAUUUUAAAGAACGAUGAUGCAAUAUUAGAAACAGUAACUGCGAAUGCCGAUUUAUCAAGCGAUGCCCAACUAGCCAGUAUAGACCAAGAAUUAAAGGAUCCGGCAACAGAAGGUAUACACAAAAAUACAUCGGUAGACUCCAGCUAUGGCGAUUGCUUCGCCUUAGGGAAAGCCACCACUCACAAGUAUCUGCGAAGGCAGCCGAACAUCCGAGACACACCACCGAGCGAUGCAGACUCACCCAAAAGAUCCGAGCCGGUCAACCUCUUCGGGACCAUUUGCAAGUUUUACAUAAAAGACAAGCGACUGCUGGCCACAAUCGAACGAAGGCGCCGCCGCUCCUUGAUCAUGCACAAGUACCUCAGCUCCUUCGAUUCCCUGGAUGACAGCAUAGACGAAGUUGCGUAUGAUUCCCAUACUAGCCUAUUUGAGGAACUAAACGAAGUUAGCUUACAUUCCUCCAAGGACAUUCAACCCCCAACGGGCAGAGCAGCAACUCCAGUCUCUGAAGUUGACCCCAUUGGCUUAGUAGACAAUUGCUUUGCAUUUGAGACGGAUAAGACUGAAACUGAUAUGGUAGAUGAUCUUAGCGUAGAUACGGAUAAGUCCGAAUGUAUAGUUAACAUGAAAAAUAUGCCUAAGUGUGAUUUAGAGACCAAAAUUGAAUCUGACAAUUUGGAGAGUUUAGAUACACUGACAUCUCCGUGCAUUGUUAGUGCAAAAAACCGAGUUGAGUCGCUGGACUUCCAAAGUAGAACAGAUACCGCGAAUGAUGCUUGUUUAGAGAUUGACGCAUCAGAUAACCCUGAAGAUCAUUUAAAGCAUUUAGAAGUCGAUGUCACUGUGGGUGAUAAUGUUAUCUUAAGACUAGAUAUGGCCAGCCAAACCUCCUGCGAUAUGGCCGAUGAACUAGAAGUAGAAGCUGACUCCACCAUUGCCUUUAGUUUGAGCGAUAUCACAUAUAACUUUAUCAAUGAAAUUCUCUUCUCAGAUCAAUUAGGUUCUGAGUCCAUUCAAAGCGAUGAGAGUGAGCCCUCCACUGCCUGCGAGACAUUCAACGCAGAUGGUGACUCUGAUCAGGAGUUUGUUAGCCAGAGGGUCUUAGUCCUAGACGAUCAGCGAUCCCUUAGUACUAACACAAGCUCUAACAACAAUGUGCACACACACCUGCAUCUUCCUCUAACCCAAACUAACAACCCGAGCGCGGGAAGCAGACGCACCAAUGGAAAACUAACAAAUGGUUCCCUUCGAUGGUCGGGUAGCUAUGCCACCGAGCUCCCAAACGGUGGAUCAUCGGGUGCCCAACCAGACGACGUUGUCGUCGACGAUGACGAUGUUGUACUGUUGCGGCGCUUUGUGCCAGGUUCCAUUGCGGAACGCGAGGUGAAGAAGUGGUACAACGCCGUUGAAAUGCCAAAUAAUCCGUACUCCCCGGAGGCCCUGAAGCAGCGCAUCAGCGGCACCCAGGAGCGCUACAUGGAUGUGCCCAACAUCAGUCCGAGUGCUGAGCAAAAGGCACUGGCUUCGGCGCUGACGGAAAAUCCGGAUCCGCCAGCGCCCAAAGCGGAUUAUAAGCGCUAUAGCCGCGACUACUACAUCAACAAUGCUCCCACAUCCACUGACAGCACGGGGGGUGGAAAGGCCGCCACAACCAGCGCAGGCGAGGAUGUGGAGGACAUCGUGAUCAACGAGGUAAAUCAAGAACCAGAACCACAUCCACCGCAUGGCCGCAUUUCAAGUGGCGCUCAGAGCACCGCUGCCGACCUCUCUCAUUGGACCCUAUCCACGCCAGUGCGACGCAGUAGCUCACUAAAGUUCAUUAACAGCCGCCCCUUCCACUCCCCCUCCCCCUCGCUGGGCUACGAGAGAUCGGUGCCCCUCGAGCGACCUUCGACCUCGGCGUCCCAUUACCGCGAAUCGAGUCUGGGUUUGGGUGACGACGACGACUUUGACCUGAGAUCGCAGCGCUCCUGGCGGAGCAGCUACAGUUCACUGCCCAAGCGACACACGCAGUCCUCGCUAAGCCUGCACAGCAAUGGUAGCGGGGUGUCCUUUGGCUCGUCCGUGUCCAAGAGACGUCCAGCGGCAGGUGGGCCCUCCGCCGGCGUGCUCACCCAGUUCGAAAAGCAACUGCUGCACAAGGACCUCAAGCGGAAUAGCUUCCGGGCGGUGUCCGCCACAUCCAAGGACUUUGUCAUGAAUCCGCUCUUCGAGAGCGAGCCGCUGGGCGAAAAGCCGGCCCUGCGGCCGGAGACGGAGGACCAGGGUGACUCGGGGGUGGACAGCUGCCUGAACGGCUUCAGCGGUGCGGACGCCAAGUACAGCAACAAUAGUCUGCUAUUCUAGGAGCUCUGGGGAUCAUUUUGGUCUUAGGCCCCACGAUAUUUGCCAAAUUACGCAUAGCUUAGUCAAACAAACAGAUGUUAAACACUAGUCAGUAUAGCAAACCCAAUUUCUCUGUACAUAGCAAAUAGGAUGGGCAUCGGCGGGAAUAGAAAUUACGAAAUUACAACAAUAUUGAAACACGGGAAAUUAUGAGGCAGGCACAGAAUCUCCCGCACUGGAGGGGCAAACGAUUCCGACCUUUCCACUGCACCAGCACCUGUUGCACCAACCACGCCACGCGAAUGAGAGGAUCGAGCUAGUGUUCUGAUCGUAGCUUUAGUUAAUACCACUUACGUAAUGCUAAUGCCCUAGAGUAUGCAACGUUUGUUUUUAAUCAUUAUACUUGCUGUUAAUUUUAUGAAAUAAUAUGAUAAAUCCUGUACCGUAUCUGUAUGCACACCGCUAACGCUCUUUCCAACGAAACACCAUACACAUAUGCCUAGCGAUAUCUAGAAAUCUAGAAAUCUAUAAUGCAGUAAUUCCAAAUAAAGCCAAACAAUAAACCAACC
Molecule: messenger RNA, 10517 nt
Organism: Drosophila melanogaster (fruit fly)
Lineage: Eukaryota; Metazoa; Arthropoda; Insecta; Diptera; Drosophilidae
Gene: M7BP
Product: Myosin-7a binding protein
Exons: 13
Coding region: 328-9969 (3213 amino acids)
Source: RefSeq, marked reviewed